Messenger RNA from Fusarium falciforme, 1131 nucleotides. RefSeq lists its product as hypothetical. Bases 1 to 1131 code for a protein of 376 amino acids. The record is from RefSeq and is a predicted model, not a curated record. Gene Ontology annotation, cellular component: extracellular region. NCBI's taxonomy places the organism in Eukaryota, Fungi, Ascomycota, Sordariomycetes, Hypocreales, Nectriaceae. The transcript is spliced from 5 exons. Gene Ontology annotation, molecular function: polygalacturonase activity. Gene Ontology annotation, biological process: pectin catabolic process.
AUGACUAAGAUCAACUUCCUCCUCGCUGCCCUGGCUGGCAGCGCCAUUGCCGCUCCCUCCGUUCCUCUCAUUGAUGCGCCUGAGCACUUCAAGCGUGCUGAUAGCUGCACCUUUUCCGGCUCCAGCGGUGCUGCCGCUGCCAUGAAGGCUCAGUCUUCUUGCACCACUCUCACUCUCAACAACGUCGCUGUUCCCGCCGGCACGACUCUUGACCUUAGCAAGCUCAAGGAUGGCGCUCAUGUCGUCUUCAAGGGCACCACCACCUGGGGCUACAAGGAGUGGACCGGCCCUCUGCUGAAGAUCUCUGGAAAGAAGAUCACUGUCGAUGGUGCCGGUGCCGUCCUUAACGCUGACGGUGCCCGCUGGUGGGACGGCAAGGGCGGAAACGGUGGCAAGAAGAAGCCCAAGUUCUUCGCCGCCCACAGCCUGACUGACUCGGUCUUCAACGACCUGUACAUCAAGAACACCCCUGUCCAGGCUGUCAGCAUCAACACCGUCAACGGUCUGACCAUCAACAAGAUGACCAUUGACGAUGCUGAGGGUGACUCCAAGGGCGGACACAACACCGAUGGCUUUGAUAUCGGUGAGAGCACUGGUGUUACCAUUAACGGUGCCAAGGUUUACAACCAGGACGACUGUGUUGCUAUCAACUCUGGCAAGGACAUCACCUUCAGCGGUGGUCUCUGCUCUGGUGGCCACGGUCUGUCCAUCGGCAGCGUUGGCGGCCGAGACAACAAUGUCGUCGACACGGUCAAGUUCCUGAACAGCCAGGUUACCAAGUCCACCAAUGGUCUCCGUGUCAAGACCAUGAAGAACACCAGUGGCCAGGUCAAGGGCGUCACCUACUCUGACAUCACCCUGUCCAAGAUCUCCAAGUACGGUGUCCUGAUUGAGCAGAACUACGAUGGCGGUGACCUCCACGGUGACCCCACCAGCGGUCUCCCCAUCACUGGCCUCACCCUCAAGAACAUCUCCGGCGCCGGUGCUGUCGACGCCAAGGGCACCAACAUUGCCAUUGUCUGCGGCAAGACCGGCUGCUCCAACUGGACCUGGUCCAACGUCAAGGUCAACGGUGGCAAGAACUAUGGCAGCUGCCAGAACGUUCCCAGCGUUGCUACCUGCAAGGCCUAG